CACAUGUAAGAUGAAAAGUUCACUGGGUUUUUGCUCCGCACGAAACAUAGGCUGAAUUAGUGUGGAAGUGUCGGUGUUUGUGUCWGUGGUCUUUUUUUAAUUUUUAAAUGAAGCUAAUAUCAGAGCUCGGUGGCCAGUUAACUUGUGUCGCCUGUUUUGGCCGCUGUCUGUGUCUCGCGCGGCGUGGAAACAUAAGCUUCCUUGAAGCAGCAUUUAUUUAAAAAAAAAAAAGUGUUUUACUAAAGAGCCGUAGCGGAAGUUAUAAAAACAGAAAGAAGAGGGAGGUUGUUUGAAUAGUUUGACCUGCUACCGCGUGGUCGAGUGGGUAUUUAACUGAGCCAUUUAAAUUCCCGAGCAGAGAGGAUGGCCUGUGCUAGCAAAAACACGUCUGCUACUGUGAAAUAAAGCUGUUUAAUGAUGCUUUUUUUAACGGAAUGGCUCUACCUCUGCCAGCCGUGGGUUCAUUUAAUUCACUUCCAGUAAUUAAGCUUACGCUGUUCUCACAAGAAGAGAGAAACUCGAGCCUUGUUUCUUUCGCGUUGUCUCAGGUGAAACUUGAUUCUGCAAACCUCUUCUGAAUGGGAAAGAUGGAGAGGGAGCUACAGUGGUGGAAAGGACAGCUAGCCGCGGAUAUCCAUCAGUCCUUGCGCAUUAAGGAGCUGAAGCUGCCGGUUUACCGGGCCCACUCCCCGCAGAUCGGCAUGCGGCGCUACUUUGCAGACUUGUUGGCCAUCCUGAGUAAUCGCUACCAGCUCUGCCCCACAGCACGUCAUCUGGCCGUUUACCUGCUGGACUUGUUCAUGGACCACUACGAUGUUGCCGUCAAACAGCUCUACGUCAUCGCCCUCUCCUGUCUGCUGCUAGCYAGUAAAUUUGAGGAGAAGGAGGACCGGGUCCCCAAACUGGAGCAGCUGAACUCCCUUGGUUUUAUGUGCAGCCUGAAUCUUGUCCUCAACAAGAAGGAUCUGAUCAAAAUGGAGCUUCUGUUGUUGGAGACUUUCAGCUGGAAUCUGUGCAUGCCCACGCCCGCCCACUUUAUCGACUACUACCUCCACGCCGCGGUGCAGGACGGGGACCUAUACAACGGCUGGCCCCUGUCCUCCAUCUCCAAGACCAAGUCCUUCAUGGACAAAUACACACACUACUUCCUGGAGGUUUCCUUGCAGGAUCACGCCUUCCUGAACUUCAGGCCGUCCCAGGUCGCUGCUGCGUGCGUGGCAGCUUCUCGUAUUUGCCUUCAGAUUUCCCCAAGCUGGACGACUGCUCUGCAUCUGCUGACAGGGUACUCCUGGGACCACCUCACCCAGUGCAUCGAACUCAUGCUGCUAGCUCAUGACAACGAUGUGAAAGAAGCCAAUAAAAGCAAAUCCACCCCUCCCCACCGGCCCUCCUCGCUGCAGUCCCAGCCCCAGACUUCUCACCUCUCUCRGGUGUCAGCCAUCCAGAGACCAGCCUCCUCCAGCUCCUCCACUCCACAGCUACUCUUUCAGCCCGACACUUUCCCACACCUUUCCCAGCACUCCCCGUCCCUGUCUCAGCUGCAAGCACUGGCCGACUCCCAGGCAUUGGGCCCAGUAGUCAACAUGUCUCAGGACUUCCUUCAGAGCCACCGGAUGGGUCUUCUAGCUGGGGCUCCCCCCGUCACUCCCGGAGGAGCGUUCCCGUCUUACUCGAGUCUAACCUCAGGUCUUCAGCCAGGAGCCCGCGCUCUGCCUCUGCAGGGCCCCAUCUCCGUGCAGAUGGCCCUCGCCGGUGAACCGCGGCACUGCCUGAGCAUGGCCUACAGCGGGGGCUACCUGGGCGCGCAUCACACGUUCACGGCCGGUUGCUUCGACAGGUGACGCCAGGAGACGGAGAGGGAGCUCAAACCCCCCCGGGAGUCUACGUCGCUGAUUCCCACCCAGAAAGAUCCACUCGCAGACCUAUUCUCCCUCUCCGUCGGCACCGCAACACCCUCCACUCGCCCGGCUCCCCKGCCCCUCUCACAGAGACGCCUCAAACGUAAGCAGAGGUCCAAAGGCAGAACAGACCAAGUGGAAGUCAUCACACUGACGUGACAAAUGCUCAACUGCCUCAUAUUCAACUCUGAGGCACCACAGACACUUUCCCUGCUGUAUACUGAACUGACUAUAAACAAACUGUUAUUAUGAGACUGUCAUCACUGUGAAUGAGAUGAAAGCAGCAGCGCCAUCGUACACCCACCUCAUUCAGUGCCUGUUCUCAGCUGUGUGUGAUAGCUGAGCCAAUUCUAGAAGUGCACAGAACAAAGUUUCUGUCUUGAGCGUAUUUUGCUGCUUGAUGUUCUUUUCUCUUCGAUUCCGAUCCCAAAAAUGUAACACAUCUCAUAGGAAACUGGGUUGUUUCUGUUUUCUUAGCGUAAGCCAUCGUUUGACUAAAAAAGGUGCUUAAAUCGAGGAGCACAAAGAGGCUGUGUACAUCAGCAAAUAUUUGAUGUGAUGAGCAGAAAGGCUCCUCUGGACAUUCCUCCCAACACAGGACCUCAGAGGAGACGGAGAAUUCAUUGUUUUGCUCACAGCAGGCGACGUCCACGGCUCACACACCGGCCUGCAGUUUUCAGCUGAGUUUUUCUCCUCGUCUCUUUGUCCCCAAAGUCGAGCCUUUUGGGAGCGCGUUCACACAAACAGGUAAAAACACCACCUGCUUCUCCUACACGCUCUUCAUACUAAAGUUUGAAUUUCAUCAGCAACACUCAAAGAGUUAAUCACCAACCGAUGUGAUUGGACCAGCACGGUGAAAGAGACGUAGACGUUGGUUGUGUGUAAAUGCAAAUUGCUGCUGCCUUUAAAAAAAAAGAAAAAAAAGAAGCUGGUUCUGUGUCUGUGUUAAUGCCUCCCAAUGUUUACAUGAACCACUAUCAGGGACAAGAUUACUUGAAUAUGAUGCCAUUGAAACAUGCCAUAGCUUUUAUUUAUGAGUUUUUGUUCUUUUUUUCUUUCUUAUUCAUUUUGUUUGAUGUAGUGUAGCUUUCUUUUAACUUAGCAACCCAACAUUAAUUAAGUGUAGUUAUUAUUUUGUGUUUGUUCAUACAAACUGUACAUUCAGACUCAGGUCUAAAGGCUGAAACUAUAGCUGCCUGUUCUUAACGUUUCUGUGCUUAUUGUGCUUUAAAAAUGGAUGCCGACGCAUCACUAGACCCCCUCUCUCUGUGUAGACCUCGGGAUGCUAAAACCCCACAGCUACAAAUGUGCGGCUGGUUUCACACGAACAUCUGCUACCAGUCGCCUGUAAUUGCUUCCCAAAUUUCUAAAAGCUGCAA
Molecule: messenger RNA, 3277 nt
Organism: Austrofundulus limnaeus
Lineage: Eukaryota; Metazoa; Chordata; Actinopteri; Cyprinodontiformes; Rivulidae
Gene: ccnjl
Product: cyclin J-like
Exons: 6
Coding region: 579-1841 (420 amino acids)
Source: RefSeq, a predicted model, not a curated record